UAUUGCUUAUCCCUCCUGGGAAACUGUUCGGGAGGAUAGGGUUGGGAACUACGUUGGAGAAAUCUUAACCCUCUAUCCUUUUCCCCUCACUUCCCCCAGCCCGACCUGUCCCGUUUAGCUGGCUCAGCUUGGAUAGUGACUCCAACUUGCCUUGGGGGAUGGGAAGAAUUGGGGGAAGGGAAGUUUGGAACCCAAGACUUUGCUCCCAAGCCACCUUCCCAAGCCUUGGCAGGGAGGUCAGCGCCCUCGAAACCUCAGUCCGGCCACGGAAUAAAUAAAUGAUGUCUCUUAAAAAAAAAUAGAGAGAGCAUCCCUCCCAGCGGCCCUCCAGAGCAGCCACCUCGGCGGGGCGGGGACGAAGGAGGAAUGGGGCGGGGGGCGCCGGCUAGCUGCGCAGCCCCAAGUCCCACCUUAAGAGGCGGUGCCUGGCGCUGGGGAGUGUCAGGAAGAGGAAGAGGCUAGGGAGCCGAGCGGGAGGCUGAGUGAACGAGCGAGCGAGAAGCGAGCUAGCCAGUGGCCGUGCCGGAGCGGCCAGUCCAACGGCGCGCCAGAGAGAGCAGCUCCGCGCCGCGCCGCGCAAGCAGCCGCCCGCGCAGCCAUAGCCGGCCCCCCCAGUCCCCCAGCCCUGCCAGCAGCCCCGCUCGGCGAGGCGCGGCCAGACCUCCGGCCACAAUGGCCACCGACGAGCUGGCCACCAAGCUGAACCGGCGGCUGCAGAUCGAGGACGGCGGCGAGGGCUCCGAUCACGAGCAGGGGCAGGAGCAGCGGCCGCAGUCCGGGCUCAAUGGGGCCGCGGCCGGAGCAGGGCCCGGGGCAGCGGACGAGUCCGGGGAUCCGCUGGCCAGCGCCGACUGCGAGCUCAGCGCCAAGCUGCAGCGGCGCGCGGACCUCAAUUUGGGGAUCGGCGAGCCUGUGUCCCCCAGCCGGAGGGUCUUCAACCCCUACACCGAGUUCAAGGAGUUCUCCAGGAAGCAGAUCAAGGACAUGGAGAAGAUGUUUAAGCAAGCCUGUAUUAAGUGUCCCGGUCAGAUGGGAUGUUGUAGUAGGGACAGUGAUAACCUGGAGCACAUCCACAGAAAGGGAGCAGGAAGGUAUGACGCUGGUCGAGACGGCUUCAUUGACCUGAUGGAGCUGAAGCUCAUGAUGGAGAAGCUCGAAGCUCCUCAGACACAUCUGGGUCUGAAAAACAUGAUCAAAGAAGUAGAUGAGGAUCUUGACAACAAGCUGAGCUUCCGGGAGUUCCUCCUGAUUUUCCGGAAGUCGGCAGCAGGGGAGCUGCAGGAGGACAGCGGCCUUCACGUUCUCGCCCAGCGCUCCGAAAUCGAUGUCUCGACGGAAGGCGUUAAAGGAGCCAAGAACUUUUUCGAGGCCAAAGUCCAAGCGAUCAACGUCUCCAGCAAGUUCGAGGAAGAGAUUAAAGCUGAGCAGGAGGAACGCAAACGACAGGCCGAGGAGCAGAAACAAAGAAAAGCCGCCUUCAAGGAGCUCCAGUCAGCCUUCAAGCAGUGAGCAGGGAGCAGGGCGGGGCCCGGCCACCCCCUCCUGGCCCCUGCCCCAUGGCCCCUGCCCCUGCCCCAUGGAGGCUCCAAGGAAAGGCCGAGUAGCUCAUGGUUGAACGGACCAAUUCUUAAGAGCUGUUGCCUGUGAAUGAUGAGCCCAUCUGGGCCUUAACCCAGCCUCCCAGUUCCUGCCUGUUUGCUCUUCCCAUGCUCCCCUAACAAUAUGGCCAUCACCACCGGCUUCCUCUGGCACCUCUGCCCGCUCCAGGAAACCCCUUUCAGAUAUAAUCCUGUAUCUAGGCCCUUAGGACUCCCAGUGCACAGGCUUCUCUACCGAGUAUAAGAACAUGCUCUUUUAGAGCAGUUGCAGGCACAGACCCCCUCCCCUUUCUCUCUGUUCUCCCACCCCCUUCCUUCCUUCUCCUUUGCCCUCAUCUUCACUCCUCCGCCAAUCCCUGCCAGCUCUGCCAGCCCCACAGGAACCUUCAGGGCUCAAAACAGGUCAUCAGCUCCGUGCUCUAGAGCCAGUUACCAUCUCUUAUCAUGUAAGAAAGGGGAAAAGACUUAGCAAUCCUUCACCACAAGUCAGAGAGCAGAGAGGGGCAGCCUAGACAGAUGAAACAUAAGAUCAGCGCGCUAGAGCUGAAAGGGAUUUCAAAGGGCAUCUAGUCAAAUCCCUCCAAUCCCAUUUUGCAGAUGGGAAAACUGAGGCCUAAGGAAAGCUGUCACUUUCACAAGGGGCAGCCUAGAUAGAUAAAACAUAAGCCCUAGAGCUGAAAAAGGGACUUCAAAAGGCAUCUAGUCAGAUCUCUCCAACCCCAUUUUGCAGAUGGGAAAACUGAGGCCCAAGGAAAGCUAUUACUUUCCCAAAGUCUCCCCAACAUUCCUUACCCCCAGAUCUGGCAAGAAAGCCUGUGGAAGUCCCAUGAUAACAGUUCAGUAGUUCAAAGACAUCCCACCAAGUAUCUUAAGCUCUAACACCUCAUGUUCAGACUGGGUUGAAGUAGGUAGAGGAGCAGUUGUACCCCUCUUACCUCAUUGGGCCCACUGUCUGCCAGGAAGCCAUCUUAUGGGAUGUCUAAGGCACAAGUGGGCACAGUGGGGCAAAAACACCCAGCUCCAAGGCCUCAGUGGGGCUGGAGGGUUUAAUAAACAAGACUGGGGAAAUUGUGGGCUAGGGUGAAGGAAAUCAGGAAGGGGAUGCAGAAGGAAGGGACCAGUCCCCAAAGAAGGGAGAGAAAAAAAUACAACUAUCGGACUUCUCCAGGCAGCAUCCAAAAAGUGCUUUUAGGUGUAUUUGCAUGCACUGUGACAUUGAAGAGCCAAAGGGUCUGUUUUAGCCCCUGGGUUCUGCCCUUUCUCCUUUCACAGUUCAGACCCAUUCAUUCGUCAGUCUCUCCAUUCACACAAAUGUGUGGUGCGGUGUCCAAUUGGACAUUAUUCACCGUCUUCCAGGUUGAUUUUGGUGAUCAAGACAAGUCUUAUUGUGUGCACCAGGCUAGGGAAGCAUGAGAGCCCCUGGCCUGGCUCCUCUGUGAUUCCCCCCCCAACCUCACGGCCUGAGCGACAGCCAGUGGUGGCCUUGCUUCCCGAGAUGUUGUGUUUUCUGUCAAUGUGAUUUCUUAAUGCUGUGAUCGGUCGUCAGUCGCCCAGCCAAAACACAAACCAACCCGCUCUGCCACUGAAGUUAUGCAACCUCUCUGUCUCUCGUGACAAUGUCACUGCUUUCUAGACUCAAUACCCUUUAUUUUAGUAACUCAGAAGAUCAUACUAAGCUCACUGUUGAACUUUCAGAGGUUUUAUUUUGGUAUAAAUAAUCUGCAGAAAUCAGAGAUACUAAUGAAGCAGCAAUGGGAAUCCCCGGUGGUGUUUCCUUAGGAAAUGUCUUUGUACAGAUGACUAUAAAAUAAUUUUUUUUUUUUUUUGCUUUUGGGUUUUCCCCCCCUUUAAAAAAAAAAAACUUCAUUCAGUGGAACAGUUAUUUUUUUUAACUAAAAUACAAUAAAAACCAUUCUAUAUUUUUA
This is a messenger RNA of Antechinus flavipes (yellow-footed antechinus), 3523 nucleotides long. It is a transcript of the gene EFHD2, whose product is annotated as EF-hand domain family member D2. The transcript has 5 exons. NCBI's taxonomy places the organism in Eukaryota, Metazoa, Chordata, Mammalia, Dasyuromorphia, Dasyuridae. The record is from RefSeq and is a predicted model, not a curated record. Gene Ontology annotation, molecular function: calcium ion binding. Bases 673 to 1509 code for a protein of 278 amino acids.